Molecule: messenger RNA, 1587 nt
Organism: Zonotrichia leucophrys gambelii
Lineage: Eukaryota; Metazoa; Chordata; Aves; Passeriformes; Passerellidae
Gene: ABHD2
Product: abhydrolase domain containing 2, acylglycerol lipase
Exons: 11
Coding region: 167-1444 (425 amino acids)
Biological process (GO): acylglycerol catabolic process; medium-chain fatty acid biosynthetic process; sperm capacitation
Cellular component (GO): sperm plasma membrane; sperm flagellum
Molecular function (GO): acetylesterase activity; monoacylglycerol lipase activity
Source: RefSeq, a predicted model, not a curated record
CGGGCGGCGGGCCCGGGGCAGACGGGCGGGAGCUGUGGUGGGAGCCGGUGGGGCCCUUGUGCCCGGCCGGGGCUGCAGGGUAGCUCAGGCAGCACGUGGAUCGGUGACAAGUCUGCUGAGGACUGGCAAUUUUUUCUAGCUUGAAGAAAAUUGAAAUAGGCUGAAAAUGAGUACAAUAUUGGAAACCUCUGAGCUGCCAGCAGUGUUUGAUGGGGUGAAGCUAGCUGCAGUUGCUGCUGUUCUGUAUGUUAUCGUUCGCUGCUUGAAUUUAAAAAGCCCCACUGCCCCUCCUGAACUCAUUUACCAGGACUCAGCUUUGGCUCGCUUUCUACUCAAAUCCUGCCCACUUCUGACCAAAGAGUACAUUCCACCCCUCAUCUGGGGAAAGAGUGGACAUAUCCAGACAGCUCUUUAUGGAAAAAUGGGGAGAGUGAGAUCACCACAUCCAAAUGGACAUCGCAAGUACCUGACCAUGCCAGAUGGAGCAACAGCCACCUUUGAUCUCUUUGAGCCACGCUCUGAGCACUGCACUGGAGAGGAUGUCACAAUGGUGAUCUGCCCAGGGAUUGCCAACCACAGUGAGAAGCAGUACAUCCGCACCUUUGUUGACUAUGCCCAGAAAAAUGGCUACAGAUGUGCUGUGCUCAAUCACCUGGGAGCCCUGCCAAACAUUGAGCUCACUUCACCACGGAUGUUUACCUAUGGAUGCACCUGGGAAUUUGGUGCCAUGGUGAAUUACAUCAAGAAGACCUACCCUCAGACCCAGCUGAUUGUUGUGGGCUUCAGCCUGGGUGGAAACAUAGUGUGCAAAUACCUGGGAGAGAGCCAGGCCAACCAGGAGCGAGUGCUGUGCUGUGUCAGCUUGUGCCAGGGGUACAGCGCACUCAGGGCACAGGAAACCUUCAUGCAGUGGGAUCAUUGCAGAAGAUUUUAUAACUUCCUCAUGGCAGAUAACAUGAAGAAGAUCAUUCUUUCUCACAGGCAAGCUCUUUUUGGAGAUAACAUGAAGAAGCCACAUAGCCUGUCAGAAGCUGAUCUGGGCAAGCUCUAUACAGCAACAUCACUUAUGCAGAUUGAUGAUAAUGUUAUGAGGAAAUUCCAUGGCUACAGCUCACUGAAGGAAUACUAUGAAGAGGAAAGUUGCCUGCAUUACUUGCACAGGAUCAAUGUUCCUCUUCUGUUGGUUAAUGCUGCUGAUGACCCUCUUGUUCAUGAGAGUCUUCUGUCAAUUCCAAGAGCUCUUUCAGAGAAAAAGGAGAAUGUCAUGCAUGUGCUGCCCCUUCAUGGAGGCCACCUGGGAUUUUUUGAGGGGUCUGUGCUGUUCCCAGAGCCUCUUACCUGGAUGGAUAAGCUCGUGGUGCAGUAUGCCAAUGCCAUCUGCCAGUGGGAGAAGACAAAGCCUCACUGCUCUGAUGCUGAGCAGGCUGUGUCUGGCCAGGAGUAAUCGACCCAAAGACUCUGGAUCACUUCAGUAAAUCUCUAUUUGGGAACAUCUUGUUCCCUCACCUGCUGCUUCAGGUCUCCAUUCUCCUUGAUAUCCUAUGGCUGGGGUUUGAUCACCAUGUGUUUUUUUCCAAAAUUGACUUA